Molecule: messenger RNA, 1521 nt
Organism: Polypterus senegalus (gray bichir)
Lineage: Eukaryota; Metazoa; Chordata; Cladistia; Polypteriformes; Polypteridae
Product: cytochrome P450 2J6-like
Exons: 9
Coding region: 1-1506 (501 amino acids)
Biological process (GO): xenobiotic metabolic process
Cellular component (GO): intracellular membrane-bounded organelle; cytoplasm
Molecular function (GO): iron ion binding; oxidoreductase activity, acting on paired donors, with incorporation or reduction of molecular oxygen, reduced flavin or flavoprotein as one donor, and incorporation of one atom of oxygen; heme binding
Source: RefSeq, a predicted model, not a curated record
AUGUCGCUUACUCAUCUGCUGCCCGCUCCUCUGUGGGAGCGCCUGGAGCUCCAGUAUCUUUUGGUGUUCAUCGCCGUCUUCCUCUUGGUCACCGAUUAUGUCAGGAACAGAUCUCCGAAGAACUUUCCACCGAGUCCACCGGGACUGCCCUUCGUUGGGAAUGUCUUUCACUUGGACCCUAAGCAGCCGCAUAUUAACAUGAAAAAGCUUGCUCAAAAGUAUGGCAACAUCUUCAGCCUGCGCUUGGGAAGAUCUCGCGUUGUGGUUGUCAACGGCUAUAAGAUGGCCAAGGAGGCGUUGGUCAAUCAACCAGAUGCUGUGCCAAGCCGACCCUCAGACCCCAUGUUUGAAAGGAUCAACAAGUUAUACGGUGUGGUGCUUAGCAGCGGGUACCCCUGGAAACAACAACGGAGAUUCAUGCUGACAACUCUGCGAAACUUUGGUGUUGGCAAGAAGAGCCUGGAGUCCACCAUCAUCGAGGAGCUUGGGUAUUUUCACCAGGCCAUUCAAGAAGAGCAGAGUAGACCUUUCGAGCCUCACUACCUCAUUAACAAUGCCGUCGCCAACAUCAUCUGCUCAAUCGUUUUUGGCCGCCGCUUCGAGUACAGUGACCAAAGGUUCCAGGAGCUGCUGCAUCUCAUCUUUGAGGCUGUGUUUCUGGAAGGGACCAUUUGGGCUCAGCUGUACAAUGCCUUCCCCACGAUAAUGAAGGUCCUACCAGGGCGCCACCAUGUCUUGUUUUCAGACUACGACAAGGUUGUCGAGUUUUUGAGGUCAGAGAUUGAAGAGCACAAGAAGGACUGGGACCCCGCAGCACCGCGCGACUUCAUCGACUGCUACUUGGAGGAAAUCGAGAGGCGUAAAAAGGAUGUAGAGGCAAAAUUCCAUGAGGAAAACCUGAGUUAUACCCUUCUGGACCUCUUUGUGGCGGGAACGGAGACGACGUCCACGACUCUACGCUGGGCACUGAUGUACAUGAUGAAAUAUCGAGAUGUUCAGGAAAAAGUCCAAAAGGAGAUUGAUGCCGUACUCGGUAGAGACCAGCCUCCGUCAAUGCAGGACCGGAACAACCUGCCCUACACUGACGCCGUGAUUCAUGAGAUCCAGAGAAUGGCUGACAUUAUCCCAAUCAACAUGGCCCGCAAAGCUGACGAGGAGUUCUCCUUGGGUGGAUGCAUCAUUCCAAAGCACACCACAGUGCUUGUGAACCUGAACUCGGUGCUCUUCGACGAGGAGGAGUGGGACGACCCGUACACGUUUAAACCCGAGCGCUUCCUUGAUGCCAAUGGAAAGUUCGAGAAAAAUGACGCCUUCUUUGUUUUCUCAGCUGGUAAGCGUUCCUGCGUUGGGGAGCGAUUGGCCCGCAUGGAGCUCUUUCUCUUCUUCACGUCUCUUCUUCAGAAGUUCACCUUCCAGUCCCCUGAAGGAGUUGAGCCAACCCUUGAUUUCCAGCAGGGCCUCACCCGGGUGCCUGCGCCAUACAAAGUCUGUGCUAUCCCGCGCUAAAGUGUGCCCCUCUGC